Ectocarpus siliculosus is the source of this 1176-nucleotide messenger RNA. Lineage: Eukaryota; Phaeophyceae; Ectocarpales; Ectocarpaceae. The record is from the annotation of a GenBank genome assembly.
AUGAUUUUUGACAACCUCCUGCGUAGCGGCGCCAGCAAUUAUCUGCUGCGACCCCAGCAGGAUCACGGAGAGGAGACAUUUGAAGAAAGCGGCGGCGGCGGCGGCGGCAGCAGCAGCAGCAGUGAUGGUGGUCGAACUGGAUUGGCAUGUGGGUCAACGCCUGCAACCGGACGGUGGACGAAGAAGGAGCACGCCGAUUUUCUCGUUGGACUAGAGGCCUGCGGGAAGGAUUGGAUGGAGAUCUCGUGUCACUUCGUCUUCUCCCGAACGGCAACACAGAUCCGCACGCACGCCCAGAAGUACUUCACGAAGGUCAACCGAGGGCAGUCCUUUCCCGAGCAGCCGUACGAGAGUGUCCCGGGCAAGAGGAACACCUGCGAUGACCGUUCCGGGUCUCCUGGCGAUGAAAGGCACUGUCUGAACAGGCCUACCCGCAGCAGCAGCAGGAGCAGCGUCUGCAACAGCCACUCUUCCUCCGGGGAAAGCGUUGAUCUUUCAUCCAGAACCAGGUCCGGCGUUGCUAAAAGGAAGCACGCGGCGCUCGCGCAAGAGGAGCAGCGCCGAAAAGAGCAUGAUGAGGACCAGCAGCACCAGGAGCGGCCGCACCAGGAGCUGCAGCAUCAUGAGGAUCAGCAUCAUGAGGAUCGGCAACAUGAGGAGCCGGAGCUUCAGGAGCAGCAGGAUCAGGAGCAGGGGCAGGAGCAGCAGGAUGAUCCGCGGAAGCAAAGCCGGCCGCCAGGCGUCGAGUGGCCCGCCCCUCUCCACGACGGCGGUGGGAUGAUGGCACGGUUCAAGGAACCGCGGGACGCACGACAUGAGGACUUCGGCGACGAAUGCGAGCAGGCCUUCUUCACUGUCCCGGACGUCGCGGAGUGCAACUUCGGUUCCAGCCCGCUGUCAAGCUUCCUGGAAGAUACACCGGGGGCGGAGUACUUCGGAGUUCCGCCGACAGAUCGGCAUGGUGCUGCCCCUGCUAUCGCUGCUGCUGCUGCUGCCGGUGAUACCGCGGGCGGACCUGGCAGCAGGCAUGGUGGAAGCGGCGGCGAUGGUGAGGAGUUGGACUCGACGCUCGCGGAAAGUCGCUUGGGGGGGGGCGGGGGGUGGCAUGACUGGUAUCCCACCGAGGGGUGGGUGGACAAGCAGCAGGCGGCCACGCAAAGCGAAUGGCCAGGAUAA